This is a messenger RNA of Vidua chalybeata, 1408 nucleotides long. Its product is annotated as Krueppel-like factor 15. Gene Ontology annotation, molecular function: RNA polymerase II cis-regulatory region sequence-specific DNA binding; DNA-binding transcription factor activity, RNA polymerase II-specific. Gene Ontology annotation, biological process: regulation of transcription by RNA polymerase II. NCBI's taxonomy places the organism in Eukaryota, Metazoa, Chordata, Aves, Passeriformes, Viduidae. The record is from RefSeq and is a predicted model, not a curated record.
CGAGCCCUCGGCGGGGCGGGGCGGGCCCGGAGCCGCCCCCGGCGGAGCCGCGGGAGCCGCGGGCAGCGGAGCGGGAUGAGCGAAGACUUCCCCAGCUGAGCUCUCCCAGCGGCUCCUGAGCCAAGAGCUGCGUGUGGGGAGGCACCAAAUGGUCUCUGUGAGCUGCCAGGACCUGCUGCCCGCCCUGCCCAGCCCUUCCCUGCUCGAGAGCCUGGCCAGCGCCCUGCAGUGCAGGAUGCCACCGUCCCUUCUGCCAGGACACGGCGGUGACAGGACAUGCGGCCACGCAGAGGGCUCCGGGCACGUCCUGGCGGGCAGCCCCGGCCACGCCGAGGGUGUCCCGCUGCCCGGCGCCAAGGGGGAGCCCCCAACCCAGCUCAGCGAGGCUCAGCUCAGGCUGCCCGACUUCUGCCUCUCCCAGGACUUCAUCCCCACGCUGGAGGAGAUCGAGGAGUUCCUCAGGGAGAAGGCAGAGCUCCCCAGGGAUGAGGCAGGAGAUCCUCACCCCGCGGGGUGGAAGGUGGAGAGCAAAGCCGAGCUCGGCUCUGGGGCACGGCCCAUCCCCAGGGCGCACGGAGGAGGAGGAGGAGGAGGAGGAGGAGGAGGAGGAGAACACGUCCCAGACGCUGCGGGGACAGCUGCUGGUGACCAGGCGCUGGCUGCUGGCAGCAUUCCCGUUGUCCUGCAGCUCCAGCCUCUCCCCGUGGACAGCGCCAGCCCUCCGGCACAGCCCGGGGGUGUCAGGGUGGCCCAGCUGCUGAUCAGCCUGCAGAGCCCAAACCUGCCCCUCCUCCCUCAGCUCCAGCCCCCUGGCACCAUCCUGGACCAAAAAUACGUCCGAAUUGCCCCGCUGCCGGUGGCCACGGGCCCCGGGGACGCCGAGGCAGCCCCCAGGUGCCAGCAGGGCCCCCCCUCCCUGCUCCGCACGCACCGCUGCUCCCACCCGGGCUGCGGGAAGGUUUAUUCCAAGAGCUCCCACCUGAAGGCUCAUUUCCGCCGCCACACGGGGGAGAAACCCUACACCUGUGCCUGGCCCAACUGCGGCUGGAGGUUCUCCCGCUCGGAUGAGCUCUCCCGCCACAAGCGCUCCCACUCCGGGGUCAAGCCCUACCAGUGCACAGCCUGUGAGAAGAAGUUUGCCCGCAGUGACCACUUGGCCAAGCACUUGAAGAUCCACCGGGGCCAGCCCUGCAGCCCACGGACGCUUCCAGGGGGGAGCAGGAGUUAAUUCCUGCUGCUCAUCCCUGCCAGCCCGGCCAGAGCCAGGGAAACAGAGCAGAAACCGCUGCUGAGGAGGGGGAAAUGACUCCCGGACAGACAGAAGGCUUUGUUGUCCCUCUUUUCAAGGGUGGUGAUAUUCCCAAGGUGUUUCUGGCCCUGCUCUUUGAAAUACACGUGAUGGAAAUCA